Panthera uncia (snow leopard) is the source of this 2812-nucleotide messenger RNA. It is a transcript of the gene FRAT1, whose product is annotated as FRAT regulator of WNT signaling pathway 1. Gene Ontology annotation, biological process: positive regulation of canonical Wnt signaling pathway. The coding region runs from base 229 to 1077 and encodes 282 amino acids. Gene Ontology annotation, cellular component: cytoplasm. The transcript has a single exon. The record is from RefSeq and is a predicted model, not a curated record. Lineage: Eukaryota; Metazoa; Chordata; Mammalia; Carnivora; Felidae.
AAAUCAACCCGAGCCGGUAGGAUUCCGGCUCCCGCGGCUGCAGGCGCGCGGCGCGAGUGCCUGGCGGCUUCCCGCUUCCGUGUCCGCCCCGGCCCCGGCCCCGGCCCCGGGCCCCGCUCCCGCUUCGGCCUCAGCACCGCUCCCCGCUCCGCCGCGGCCCAUCGAGCCCGGCGGGCCGCCGAGCCGCCAGAGCCGGCCGCCGAGCUCCGUGUGCCCGGGCGGGGGGCCAUGCCGUGUCGGAGGGAGGAGGAAGAGGAAGCCGGCGAGGAAGCGGAGGGGGAGGCGGAGGAGGAGGAGGAGGAGGACAGCUUCCUCCUGCUGGAGCAGUCGGUGACGCUGGGCGGCUCGGGCGAGGUGGACCUGCUGGUGGCCCAGAUCGGCGAGGCGCUGCAGCUGGACGCGGCUCAGGACAGCCCGGCCUCCCCGUGCGCGCCCCCGGGGCCGCCGCUGCAGCCCCCGCGGCCCCCGGCGGCCGUGCGGGCGGACAAGGCCCGGCCCCCUGCGCUGCCACUGCUUCUGCCGCCCGCGCCGGCCGAGGCGGUGGGCCCGGCGCCCCCGGGGGCCCUGCGCUGCGCCCUCGGGGACCGCGGCCGCGUGCGGGGCCGGGCUGCGCCCUACUUCGUGGCCGAGCUCGCCGCAGGCCCCAGCGCUCUGUCCCCUCUGGCCCCUCAUCCCGGCCUUGAUGGGCCUUCGGGAGCCAACAAGCGGGGCGCCCCGCAGCCGCUGUCCGGCCCGUGCCGGCGAGGUUGGCUGCGAGGCGCCGCCGCCUCCCGCCGCCUGCAACAGCGACGCGGGACCCAGCUCGAAUCCCGCACCGGCGACGACGAUCCGCACCGGCUCCUGCAGCAGCUGGUGCUCUCGGGGAACCUCAUCAAGGAGGCUGUGCGGAGGCUUCAUUCGCGACGGCUGCAGUUACACGCAAAGCUUCCCCAGCGCCCGCUCACGGGGCCUCUGUCGGCCCCAGUGCAUGAGCCCCCUUCGCCCCACAGCCCUCGCGCGGCCUGCAACGACCCCGGCGCGUCCGGGAGGAGGGCGCAGCUCAAAACUGGCGACGGCGUUCUGGUACCUGGCAGCUAACACCCCGAGUGGCCACAGUGCCAGCCUCUGCCUGGAGGGCAAGGGAUUCCGCUGAGGGCUGCAUCCCUGUUCAGACUGGUGAACUCGCGCAGUUGGAAACGGGAAAAUAAGCUAAUGCAGACGAGGAAUGGAAAAACCGCGAAUAUUUCCUUGGGGAAUUAAUGGAGGGCUCCAGUGUGUUUGCAACAGCUUGGUUGGCCCUAUUUGUGAGGCAGAUUACAGAGCGCACUCCCAGCUCACAUUCAGUAGGACUCCUUAUUUGGCUUGACCAGCCCCGGCAGUGCAGCUUGCAGUUCCACGCAGCCUCUCGGAGACCUUCAGCCCGGCGACCAUGUGGCCACACUCCACGCUUCUCGGGAUCGCCGAGCGUCUGAAAGACGAGGAUGAUCCCAGUUACUUUACCUUUUCAGGGCUGGUUCCUGAUCCACUUUGGGGGAGGGGAACAUGAGUAGACCGUCAUUUCAGGGAGAACCUCAAACUGCCAGACUUGAAAAUUUGUGACUCUUAAAAAAAAAAAAAAAACGCAUCUCAUGUCUUUUGGGUGCUGGUUCUUAAUACAAAACACGCGGUACCAUGAAAGGACUUUUUGGGAGUUGAAUAGGAGUAACGUUUUCUCUGUCCCCCGUUUUGCAACUGGCUGCGGUUCUCAGCGUGGCAGGGAAAGGUGUGCGAGAUUGGCACGGGAGGCGGGGGCGGGCGGUGCUGGGGAAAGGUAAGGUGGGACGUGGAGUGAACCCUCCUUCCUCUCUAAAAUAUUUUCACAGCCGUCCCUCUCCUCCUCGGGUUCAAGGUCACUGUUUUCCUGAGCGCAGGCAGGGUUCCGGGGUUCCAGUAGAGCAGAAGAGUUGCCGGGUUCUGCCUGUACUCCGGAGAAGAGCUCGGUGUUUUGCAAGUACUGGAGUCUCCUAAGGACACGCGCACCGCGGCCACCGCGGGUAUGGGGAGGCGGGGACGUGACGGGCGCCGGUGCCUUCUGCGGGCAGCCGCGCCCUGGGCUUUCACAGAAACUGCCCAGAGUCUUAGCCUCGGGUCCCUGCGCUCCCCCCACGGCUCUGCUGUCCUACUCCAAGUGGGUGGCGCUGGUGCUCCUUGGGGCCAGGGCUGGGGGCUGGGGAGACGCCACGUGACGCGCACUCCGGGGACACAGCCUCGCACAGCAGCUUAUAAUGGACUCUCCGGGGCCAUUUGCAAUAACAGCUGCAAUUCCCUGGAUAGACGGAGUUGAUUUCCUCCCUCUGCCCCUCCCCCAGGCAUGCCAGCUCGCCUUUGUAAGUGAAGGAAACCGAGUAGAAAAUGUGACCCUCCAAACGGAGAAGCUGCAGGCUUUGCCAUUGUGAAUCGUGGUAAAGUGCUUUAACAUACUGUUCACUUACUCUGAGGGAUCUAAAACCGUUUUGUGGGUGUUUUAGUUUUAUAAGAUUCAAUGGCUUGUUCAUCAUCCAGAUGUGGCUAUUGACAUAUCUACACUUCGCACCGGAGUGUCUGGAAUUGUGGCUUAUCCUGAUUGUAGGAUUUUAACUUAACUGAAAUACUUGUUUUCAAUAAAUGCGUUGGGUUUUUUGUUGGGUUUAUUGUUGGGUUUUAUCUUCUACUUGCCCUCGGUGCGAAAGAUGCAGAGAACACAUUUCUCUAAUCCAUAAACCUUAAAAACACUUGAAAUCCUUGUCGGCCUGCCUUGUGGAUGGUAAUUAGAGCGCCUUUGUGUCUGAGCGGCUCACUAGUUAAGCAGGGUCUG